AUGGCUCCCAUUAGAGCAGAUCCAGAGAACAAACUUUUAGCCUACGCAUGCGGCAGCAGCCCCCCGAACAACGCGACCCUCUUGGAGAAAAUUUUGGACGCCGCACUGGCAUCUGUGGUGAAAGAAGUUGCUCCAUCUGGAUUAGCUACAACAGACGAGGAGACAUCUACAGAGACAACAACAGAUUCGAUAUACGUUCUGGCGCAGUGCAGAAAGGAUAAGUCUUCUGCCGAUUGCGUAAACUGCAUUAAAGUUGCACAGAAUCAAAUUCGCAACUGUUCUAGUGUGUCCGCCAAAGCAUUCUACGACAGCUGUUAUCUGCGUUACAAGAAUGUCAAUUUUUUAUGA
Cryptomeria japonica (Japanese cedar) is the source of this 348-nucleotide messenger RNA. Its product is annotated as cysteine-rich repeat secretory protein 55-like. The record is from RefSeq and is a predicted model, not a curated record. The transcript has a single exon. The coding region runs from base 1 to 348 and encodes 115 amino acids. Gene Ontology annotation, cellular component: plasmodesma. NCBI's taxonomy places the organism in Eukaryota, Viridiplantae, Streptophyta, Pinopsida, Cupressales, Cupressaceae.